AAUUCUCAUAUUUGGCAUCUCAAGUACAUGCACAAAAGCAACUUAGGAUGUAAGUUUAUAUGCACAUUCUUGAAAUAGAACCUAUUUAGUACGUAGUACUUAAUUAGUUACAGUAGUAUUAUUUAUUCUCUGCUACAGAGCUAUGGUUUAUCAAAUAUAUCAGAUUAUCAUUUGUUGUGUAGGCCAUUUCCUUAUUUGUACUUGGUAUUAAUUCUGGCAAAAGCACAAAACUGGGAAAUGAGGUUCUUCUUCCUUAAUAUUGAGUCACAGAUUAGUACCACUACUAUAGCCAAGAAAAUGUGAAAUCAUAUAGUACUAAAUAUUAAUUUCAGAUGCCAAAACCAUAAAUUUCCCCUCCUCCAUCAUUGAAAACCCCCUCUGUCCUUUCCCCUAGAGAGACCCCUUUUUCCUCUCUCUCUCCUUUCUCUUUUUAUUAGACGCAUAUAUUCUCUCUUCUUUCUCUUUCUAGGGUUUUCACCUGAAAUAGUUUUAUUUCGGUGAUAUGUUAGGAUCCUUUGGUUCAUCAUCUCAAUCUCAUGAUGAAGAAACUGAUGAUCAACGGCGGAGAUUCAGUUCCACUUCCCCUGCAAUCCAAAUCCGGCAACUACUCAUUAGCUGCGCGGAGUUAAUCUCGCGGUCCGAUUUCUCGGCCGCAAACAGACUCCUCACCAUUUUAUCAACUAACUCUUCCCCUUUUGGUGAUUCAACUGAAAGAUUAGUCCAUCAGUUCACUCGCGCACUUUCUCUUCGCCUCAACCGUUAUAUCUCUUCAGCCACUAAUUUCUUGACACCAUCUAAUGUUGUUGAAAGUUCAAAUGAUUCAGCUCUACUUCAGUCAUCCUAUCUUUCCCUAAACCAAGUGACUCCUUUCAUUAGAUUUAGUCAGCUAACUGCUAAUCAAGCGAUUUUGGAAGCUAUUAACGAUAACCAACAAGCGAUCCACAUCGUUGAUUUUGAUAUUAAUCACGGUGUUCAAUGGCCACCGUUAAUGCAAGCACUAGCUGAUCGUUACCCUCCUCCAACUCUUCGGAUUACCGGUACUGGAAAUGACCUUGAUACCCUUCGUAGAACCGGAGAUCGUUUAGCUAAAUUUGCUCACUCUUUAGGCCUUAGAUUUCAGUUUCACCCUCUUUUGAUUACCAAUAAUAAUGACAAUGAUCAUGACCCUUCAAUAAUUUCUUCUAUUGUUCUUCUCCCUGAUGAGACAUUAGCUAUCAACUGUGUAUUUUAUCUUCACAGGCUCUUGAAAGACCGCGAAAAGUUAAGGAUUUUUUUGCAUAGGAUUAAAUCCAUGAACCCUAAAGUUGUAACGCUGGCCGAGAGAGAAGCAAAUCAUAAUCACCCACUUUUUUUGCAAAGAUUUGUGGAGGCUUUGGAUUAUUAUGCAGCUGUGUUUGAUUCAUUGGAAGCAACUUUGCCACCGAGCAGUAGAGAGAGGAUGACAGUGGAACAAGUUUGGUUCGGGAGAGAAAUAAUUGAUAUAGUAGCAGCAGAAGGAGAUAAGAGAAGAGAAAGACACGAGAGAUUCAGAUCAUGGGAAGUAAUGUUGAGGAGCUGUGGAUUUAGCAAUGUUGCUUUAAGCCCUUUUGCACUCUCACAAGCUAAACUUCUCUUGAGACUUCAUUACCCAUCUGAAGGAUACCAGCUUAGUGUUUCGAGUACGAGUAAUUCUUUCUUCUUGGGUUGGCAAAAUCAACCCCUUUUUUCCAUAUCUUCUUGGCGUUAAAUUUAAAACCCUAAAAAACAAGAUUUUUAUCUAUCUGCAUGGUGAAGGACAAAGAGGUCUUCAAUCUCAGGUUCUUUUUUUUUUUUUUUUUAUAUAUAUAUCUUGUUUGGGUUUAAGGUUAUUGGGCUGAUGAAUGUUUUAAUUUUAACAUAGGUCUACUUACGUAGUAGUUAUAGGUUGAUAAUGAGAUAUAAUUAACUAAGUCUUUGUAUAAUGCAGAUCCUGAACUUAAUCUUUAUUUGUAUUAUUUUUUUUUGUUACUGAAAGAUUCUGUUACCAAAUUUUAUCAGUCUAUUUAAUUAGAGGCCAACGAUUGUUAG
Nicotiana tabacum (common tobacco) is the source of this 2046-nucleotide messenger RNA. The record is from RefSeq and is a predicted model, not a curated record. NCBI's taxonomy places the organism in Eukaryota, Viridiplantae, Streptophyta, Magnoliopsida, Solanales, Solanaceae.